Acanthosepion pharaonis is the source of this 1104-nucleotide messenger RNA. The record is from the annotation of a GenBank genome assembly. Lineage: Eukaryota; Metazoa; Mollusca; Cephalopoda; Sepiida; Sepiidae.
AUGAACGAAAAGAGGUCACUGACCCUUUCUUUCUUCUGCAGGGUUUUAGAGAGUUUAAGGUCGUCUCACUCUCCGGGUUUCAUUCGUUUAAAUCACGUCGUCAACACACCUACUUGGAUUAUCCUUUCCACUUAUGGAUUUUAUAUUAUCUAUCUAUCUAUCUAUCUAUCUAUCUAUCUAUCUAUAAAGAGAGAUAGAGAUAGAGGGAGGAUCAGCAGGCAGGCAGACACAGAUAUAAUUACUUCUACUAUAUACUCUUUGUUAUUCUUAUCUAUCUAUCUAUCUAUCUAUCUAUCUAUCUAUCUAUCUACAAUCAUAUUUUUACGGCAUUCGAUAGUGCUGGCUUUCUCUCUUUUAAUUAACCUUUUCUUUCGUUUCUCACUCUAUCACUCUCAGCCUUCUCUCUCUCUCUCUCCCUCUCUUCUAGUUUCUUUUCAUUUUCUCUCUUUGUUUCAAUCUCUUUUUCUCUUUUCCAAUUUCUUUCCUUUCAUCUUCGUAUAUUUUCGCUCGAUUCACUCCUUAUUUUCCUUUUCAUUUAUAUCCUCUUUUCUCUCUCUGUCACCCGUUUUCCAUUUCUCUUUCUCGAUUUUCUAUUUUUCCUCUUCUUUUAUUUAUUUCUCUCCCUCUCCCUCUCCCUCUCCCUCUUUCAUCUUUUCCCUUCCUCGCAUUCUAUUCGUUUCUUUUUUCUCUCUCUCUCUCUCUCUCUCUCUCUCUCUCUCUCUCUCUCUCUCAUUUUCAUUCAAGCAUUUUCUCUUUUUCUCUCCUAACCUAUUUUCUUCUUCCUAUUUAUUUCUGUUUCAUUCUUUGUUCUUCAUUUUACUCGAAUUUUUCUUCUCUCUUUCCGUCUCCUUGUCUCUUUCCGCUUUUCUUUUUUCACUCUCUUUCAAUCUCUUUUUCUCUUUCUUCGUCUCGGCAUUUUCCUCUAAGAAUGAUUUCCUUUUUUUUCUAUUACGAUCUUUCUCUCUGUAUUUUCUCUUCUACUCUACCGUUACCUCUCUCUUUCUUUCUCUCAGUUUUAGUCUUUUUCCCUCUUCUCUUGUUAUCACUUUCUCUCCUUCUUUAUUUUCCUCUAUCUCUCUUUCACUUUCAGUAGUUAUCUACUGA